Pteronotus mesoamericanus is the source of this 512-nucleotide messenger RNA. RefSeq names its product gastric inhibitory polypeptide (gene GIP). The record is from RefSeq and is a predicted model, not a curated record. Gene Ontology annotation, cellular component: extracellular region. Gene Ontology annotation, molecular function: hormone activity; glucagon receptor binding. Lineage: Eukaryota; Metazoa; Chordata; Mammalia; Chiroptera; Mormoopidae. The coding region runs from base 4 to 441 and encodes 145 amino acids. Gene Ontology annotation, biological process: regulation of fatty acid biosynthetic process; regulation of insulin secretion; response to starvation. The transcript is spliced from 5 exons.
ACCAUGAAGAUCCGUCUGCUGCUGGUGUCCCUGCUCCUGGCGGUGGUGCUAGGAGACAAAGGAGAGGGUCAUUCCAGAUUCCACACUAAGGUCAGAGGCUCCGGACCUCGAGGCCGCAGGUAUGCUGAGGGGACUUUCAUCAGUGACUACAGUAUCGCCAUGGACAAGAUCCGCCAACAAGACUUUGUGAACUGGCUGCUGGCACAGAAGGGGAAGAAGAAUGACUGGAAACACGAUGUCACUCAGAGGGAGGCCCAGGCCUUAGAGCUGGCCCAUCAAUCUAACAGGAAGAAGGAGGCCAGGGAGCAGCAGGGCUCCUUACCCAAGACGCCCAGUGAUGAAGAUUUGCUAAAGAACUUACUGAUCCAAGAGCUGCUGGCCUGGAUGGUGGACCAGAUGGAGCUCUGCAGGCUCAGACUCCCCACAGGUUUCAGUAACUGACUAAACCCAGCUCAGGACUGGACUCUGCCCUUCGCUUCUUCAGCUCCUGCCUCAGUCCCACUCCUGGGUAC